Rattus rattus (black rat) is the source of this 612-nucleotide messenger RNA. RefSeq lists its product as uncharacterized. The transcript is spliced from 2 exons. The coding region runs from base 1 to 612 and encodes 203 amino acids. The record is from RefSeq and is a predicted model, not a curated record. Lineage: Eukaryota; Metazoa; Chordata; Mammalia; Rodentia; Muridae.
AUGGCAAAGUACUACCCUUGGAAAGAAGGGUUUGUGUUACCAGUCAGGAAAAUUAACCCCAAGCAGACCCCGCCAGCCCCUCUAGCAGCGGCUGAAGAGAAAAAGAAGUUACCUCCAAACGGUCCCAGCAGCGGCGACGGCGGCCAGUCGCGGGAGGCCGACAGGGUCCGGCGCGGCGGCGGCGGCGGCUACCGCAGUGCCCUCCGCCCCAUUGUUUCCCUUCCAGGAGGCUCCCGGCAAAGCCGAGCCCGGGAACCAGGAAGUUCCCCGGCGCGACACCUCCUGCCGCCGCCGCUAUGGAAACGGCCCCCGCCUUCCCCAGGGCGGCUCGCCCGGGACCCCGCCUCCGCGCCGCCGGCCCCGCCCGCCUCACCGGCCGCCAACAGUCGCCGCUGCGGCCGCGGCCGCCGCCAUCUUGGCGCGGGCGGGCAGCCCCUGCCUUCCCGGCGGCACGUGCGCUGCUCCCGCGCUCCCGCCGGGCGCGCUCCCGCGGGGCUGCAGGGGGAGGCCACUUGCCCAAGCCCCUCUGCAGGAAGACGGUGUCCGCGGACCCGGCAGCGCCGGGAGAUCGCUCCAGAACUACGCAUGGGCUUGGACCAAUGCUGUGUCUGA